Molecule: messenger RNA, 2445 nt
Organism: Trichophyton verrucosum HKI 0517
Lineage: Eukaryota; Fungi; Ascomycota; Eurotiomycetes; Onygenales; Arthrodermataceae
Exons: 2
Coding region: 1-2445 (814 amino acids)
Cellular component (GO): cytoplasm
Molecular function (GO): ATP hydrolysis activity; ATP binding
Source: RefSeq, a predicted model, not a curated record
AUGGCCGAGUCAAAGCUGUUUACUGUCCGCCCGGCUUCCAAGCAAGCCCGCGCCGACCACAAAGAUACAUUCCGGGUCUAUCUGUCGCCGGCGUCGCUGCUGCAGGUCAAAGUGCGAGUAGGCGAGCUCUGCCAGCUAGAGACGUAUAGCAUUGCCAGCAACGGCCAUGGUGGUGGUGCUGUUGGCGCUGCUGCGGGUAGCAAAGUGAAGACGGCCAUAGCAUGGAGUGCCGCAGAGAAGAUACACGACAACAUCAUCCAGACGACCAAGCAGAUGCAGGAGCUCUACGGCCUCAGACUGGGUGACAAGGUCUCUAUUUCGCCGGUGUCCGACCCGCUGGCUGAUAUCGAGACGGUCAGGCUCGAGGAGGUGAAGCGCAGCAGCUCUGCAGGCUCCUCAUCAGCAGCUUCGUCAGUGGCCUCGGAGCUGGCAGCAGAAGAGCGUCCGCACUGGGAGUGGGCGCUUGAAUACCCCCUGUUGAAAUGCGAGGUAGUUUCACUCGGGCUGGCGUUUGACGUCGAACUUAAGGGCGUCUCCAGGCGGUUCAAGGUGGUCCAUAUCAAUGCUGGGAGUAGUAGCAACGACACUGCCAACACCAUCUUCAAAUAUACCCAGCAGUCGAAGGUGACCAUUGGCAAGGCAGAUGAGGUCCCCGGGGACGCAGAUCCAGCGUCAACGGGCCGUCUGGAGGUCACGCCCGAUGGACUCGGUGGUCUUGCGCCCCAGCUGGCAGUUGUCAACGAACGGCUGCAGGACUUCAAUACCCAGGAUCAAAUGAUUAUCAUGCCCUCGUUCUACAAGAGUACCGGCGGGAUUCUCAUCUACGGGGCCAAAGGAACGGGGAAGAGUGCGAUGUUGGCAAAGAUAGGGGAGGCCAACUGGCGCAGAACCUUCAACGUCACAUCAUCGAUCACUAGCAGAACGGGGGGAGAUGGAGCUGCAGUUCUACGCAAGAUAUUCUCGGAUGCGCUCAAGUACCAACCUUCGCUCAUCAAGAUUGACCAGCUCGACUUUAUAGCACCCAAGCGAUCCUCUACAGGGCCAGCCGAUGUUUCCCUCUCUCCUGCUCUCUGUGAAGCACUGGACUCGCUCCAGGACAGCAAGGUGCUGGUGGUUGCAUGCACAAGGCACCCGAAUGACGUGGAUGAUUGUCUACGAACACCUCACCGGCUCGGAAUUGAGAUUGAACUGCAGAUUCCCACUUCAAAGAGCAGACUGGAAAUUCUACAGGCUCUUCGCGGGUCGGCAACCCAACCUACCAACAGGGUGUUGGAGACUAUAGCUGCAAAGACCCAUGGGUACGUCGGUGCAGACCUCCUCUCAUUGCUUCAGCUGUCCUGCAGAAAGGCAAAGGCCCGUAUGUUAUCGCCUGCGCCUCCGCCUCCGCCUACGAAUGGUACAUCUACAUUCAGAAAUCGUUUUUAUGCAGGAGAGUAUGAAAACGAGAGUGACGGGUAUUUUGAUGAGGAUGAUGAAGAAGAUGGAUACUAUGAGGAUCAUUUGGAUCUGUCCAGUGACAAACCACGGCUGUUGAAGAUAUACGAGAAAGACAUGCUCCUGGCCAUGAAAGAGAUCCGGCCAACGGCUAUGAGAGAGGUAUUCUUGGAAACGCCGUCUGUAAGAUGGUCGGACAUUGGUGGCCAAGGGUACAUCAAGGACCGUCUGCAGAAGGCUGUCGAGAGACCACUCAAAAAUCCUGAGCGAAUGAAGAAUCUCAAUAUCAGUGGAAAGAGGGGAAUACUGCUUUACGGCCCCCCUGGGUGCUCAAAGACGAUGAUGGUCAAGGCCCUUGCCACCGAGGCCGGGUUGAAUUUCCUUGCCGUUAAGGGAGCCGAAAUGCUCAGCAUGUACGUGGGUGAGUCAGAAAGGGCAAUGCGGGAAAUCUUCCGCAAGGCACGAGCUGCAAGCCCAAGUAUUAUCUUUUUCGACGAGAUAGACGCCAUUGCAGCUCGGCGAGACGCCGGAUCUCAUGGCGGGAUUAACAUUUUGACCACUCUGCUGAAUGAAAUGGACGGCAUUGAGGAGCUGAAAAACGUUCUCGUUGUUGCUGCCACCAACAAGCCAGAGAUCCUCGACCCUGCGCUCAUGCGACCUGGAAGACUGGACAGCAUAUUAUACAUUGGGCUUCCAGACAUGGAGGCUCGCAAAGAGAUAUUUGAAAACUGGAUUGACCGCGCUGAUGUCGAUGACGAGGUGGACGCCAUCAUCCUGGCCUCCAUGACCGACGGCCACUCUGGUGCCGAGCUCGUGAAUAUCUGUGAAACUGCUGCCGAACUGUGCCUGGACGAAGAAGAAGAAAAGAGAAUGCCCAAUCUACAGAUCCAGGCCCAACACUUCCAAGCUUCGCUCGAAAUGGUUCCGAAACGGACCCAGCCAGAGGUUAUCCAAGCCUACGAGGAAUGGAGCAGGAGCUUUGCUAACAACCAGCAGAUAACGAUCUUAUGA